Molecule: messenger RNA, 1219 nt
Organism: Aspergillus campestris IBT 28561
Lineage: Eukaryota; Fungi; Ascomycota; Eurotiomycetes; Eurotiales; Aspergillaceae
Product: Zn(II)2Cys6 transcription factor domain-containing protein
Exons: 5
Biological process (GO): regulation of DNA-templated transcription
Molecular function (GO): DNA-binding transcription factor activity, RNA polymerase II-specific; zinc ion binding
Source: RefSeq, a predicted model, not a curated record
GAAAUCCUCACUAUGCAACAACGGAGAGCAGACAAACCGCGGUCACGCGAUGGAUGCAUCACUUGCAAGAUCCGUCAUGUGCGAUGUGACCAAGCUCGCCCGGCCUGCGGGCAAUGCACGAGGACCGGCCGCAAAUGCGACGGAUACGACUCCGACUUGUCUCAGAGGCAGCUCCGGGAUAAGAUCCUCGCGGGAAACGUCCAAAGACGGCCCAGCCCCAAACCGCGAGCAUGUGCGGUGUUCUGCAUCCACACGUCGCAAGCGUUGGCCGGCUCCGAUUUCUGGACCCGCCUGCUUCCCCAGCUCAGUCGAGCCCCUGGUGCGCCAUGCGGUCGCUCCGAUAUAGGGGGGCCAGAGAGGAGGACUUCAUCGACACCCAACGGCGCACGGCAGUCUUACCUGACGCUCCUCGGCUGUAGUCUGUUCGUCUGCCUCGAGAUGCUUCGGGCGAACUACGACCAGGCGCUCGACCAUGUUGACUCCGGGCUGAAGCUGAUCUCACAGCAAAGCGACCGACUGGACGUACCGCAGCCGACCGCUGACGUCGAUACCAUCAAUCGCGAGUUGUGCGACCUCUUCGCGCGGUUCCACAUGGACCUGGCGAGCUUCAACCGCGGCAUGAGACCCCACGUGACGAGCAUUGGAGCCGGGCAUGCCAUGCCCUUCGCCUUCACCGACCUGGGUGAAGCACGUCGCCGUCUGACCCUCCUCAUGAACCAGAGCAUCUGCGCCGCUCCCGCCUUGAACACGCGCCCCGGGGCCGGAGCCAAGCCGUCCACCUGGGACCCCGGGUUUCGCGCAAUGGUCGAGGAAUUACAGGCGAAACUCGCUGCACAGGUCCGGGAAUUCCAGGCGUGGUCAGGCGCGCUCGAUCGCUCUGCGCAUCGAUGCCACUUCGCUCGAGAAUUUACAUCGGUGGGGUCCACCUUGAUCCAGUUCCGCGCUGACGAGCGGGAGCCGACCGGUUCAACCCCAUUCUUCGAUGGUCGAAAAGCUUCUACGGUUGGAGGAUCGUCGCCGCGAGCCAGGCGAUCACACCGACUGUUCUCCUGGAUGCGGGCAUCAUUCGCGCCGCUGCAAUGGGUCGCCACUCACUGCCACCAGCCUGUAGUCCGCGACAUUGCCUGCGACUGCUGUCGGAGUGUCCGCGGCGGAAGGGCUCUGGAAUUCGCAGCGCGCGUCCGGAUCGGAGAGACCGUCGUCGGUAUCGAAGAGGCGG